AUGUCUUCAAAUGCUGAUCGUUUAGAAAACGAAGCUCCCAAGCCCGAACCCGAGUCCGAACCAGCACCACCCGCCACCGAUCUAGAUCCCGAUUCAAACGACAUCGGAAUCCGGCAUACCGACAUACAAUCACCAGAUGCAGAAGAAGAUUCCAAAAUCAACGACAUAGUUGAAUCCGAAAAAGUACAAUCAGUCCAUGCGGAGGUAUCAAAUUCUGCGCCAGAAGAAAUUUCGAUCCAGCCAAGUGUAAUGAAUGAAUCUGAGGAGAAGGAGGUAAAAGCGAAUGAUACGGGGAGUGAAUCGAAACUGAAACGAGAGGAAGGGAAUCGGACGUUUACCAUGAGAGAAUUGUUGAAUGAAUUGAAGAACGGUGAUGCCAAUGAGGAGGUUGAUACUCCUCAGAGUCAAGCAAGCACACAACAGCAAAACCAGAAUGAUGCUGCUAUGGAGUUGAUUGAUAGUGUCACAGGUGUUGAUGAUGAGGGUAGAUCUCGCCAACGGAUUCUUACAUUUGCUGCAAGGAGAUAUGCUAGUGCAAUAGAGAGAAAUCCAGAUGAUUAUGAUGCGCUGUACAAUUGGGCACUUGUUCUUCAGGAAAGUGCGGAUAAUGUAAAUCUUGAAUCCAGUUCUCCUUCCAAGGAUGCUUUGCUGGAAGAGGCUUGUAAAAAGUAUGAAGAUGCCACUCGUCUUUGCCCUACACUGAAUGAUGCAUAUUAUAAUUGGGCUAUAGCAAUCUCUGAUCGGGCAAAAAUGCGAGGUCGUACAAAGGAAGCUGAGGAAUUUUGGAAGCAGGCUACAAAGAAUUAUGAAAAGGCAGUUCAACUCAAUUGGAACAGUCCUCAGGCACUGAACAACUGGGGGCUUGCCCUGCAGGAACUCAGUGCAAUUGUCCCUGCGCGAGAUAAACAGACCAUUGUAAAAACUGCAAUCAAUAAGUUCCGUGCCGCAAUACAGUUGCAAUUCGAUUUUCACAGGGCAAUUUACAACCUCGGCACUGUUCUGUAUGGAUUAGCAGAGGACAUGGCAAGAACUGGAGGAUCCAUGAACGCAAAGGAGGUCUCCCCUGAUGAGUUAUAUAGCCAAUCUGCUAUCUACAUUGCAGCUGCACAUGCACUGAAACCAAAUUACUCAGUUUACACCAGUGCAUUGAAGCUUGUGCGAUCAAUGCUGCCUCUGCCCUAUCUAAAGGUUGGAUAUCUGACUGCACCACCUGCAGGAAAUCCGGUUUCACCUCAUGGUGAUUGGAAACUUUCUCAGUUUGUGUUAAAUCAUGAAUCUCUUCGACAGAUGAACAGAGUCGAGCAAAGACAGCUUUCGCAGAACCUUUCUUCAAAAUCAGUAGAUACCGCGCAGAUGAACAAGUCAGCAAUUAAAAUUGACAUUCCAGAUAUUGUCUCCGUAUCGGCAUGUGCUGAUCUUACUUUACCACCUGGUGCAGGCCUCUGCAUCGACACUAUUCAAGGACCUGUAUUCUUGAUUGCCGAGUCAUGGGAAUCUUUGGAUGGAUGGUUUGAUGCGAUUCGGUUAGUUUACACAAUUUUUGCUCGGGGGACUGUUUUGCGGAUCAUCCUAUGUGCCAAUGGUAACAAAUGGAAUGUAAAUAUGUGA
Molecule: messenger RNA, 1608 nt
Organism: Fraxinus pennsylvanica
Lineage: Eukaryota; Viridiplantae; Streptophyta; Magnoliopsida; Lamiales; Oleaceae
Source: the annotation of a GenBank genome assembly